Molecule: messenger RNA, 2549 nt
Organism: Marchantia polymorpha subsp. ruderalis
Lineage: Eukaryota; Viridiplantae; Streptophyta; Marchantiopsida; Marchantiales; Marchantiaceae
Source: the annotation of a GenBank genome assembly
GUUGCGCUUCGGUGAAUGAACGAGCGAGUGAGGCAGUGAGGGAGUGAGUCAGUGAAUGGUGGAGGUCUCGAUCUGCUGCCAUCCUUAAGAAGCCAGUUGGUGCUUUGCUUGACGUUAUUUGAUGCUGAACUCUGCCGAGCUGCGACAUUAGCGCCCACUCCUUCUUCUGUCUCUCGCUUUGCUUAACUUGUCGAAAGAAAGAAAGAUAUAUGAUUGUUUGAUUAAAUGAAUGAGAGAGAGAUUGGCAGACAGGUUCGGCGAAGGUGAUGAUUGAGAGCGAAGGAAGGAGAGGAGCAGGAGGUGGUGGAGGAGGAGGAGGAUGAGGAGGAGAGGUUGCAGUUUGUGGAGAAAAAGGUUGUGUUGUCGUCUGUAAAUCCGAGGGAGAGAGGGAGAGGGAGAGGGCAGUGCUUGAUGGUGGAGAGUGAGAGAGAGAGAGAGAGAGCCCAUGAACUUGCGGCAUGGAAGGUGGCGAGUUGCAUCUAGGUCAUCGGGAGUUGAUGUGUUGACUUGAACGGAGGAGGCAUCGUUUGACGAGAGGAGUAGUGGGAGCCUGGUCAGGCGGAGGCUGCGUACGCACCGAGAGAAGAGGAAGAUGGCGCAGAGGUGCAAGAGAGAUUCGCAGAUCUGCUGCUGAGAAGAGAGUGAGCUGUGGACUAGUCUCAGCUUUGAGCGGAACUUGAAUUUGUGAAUGUCAGUUGUGCGCCUCGCGUGGCUGUGUUUUGUGGCCACCUCAAUUGUGUGAAGUUUGCGGCAGGCUGGGUUUUUGUUGCCCUGGUAAUUGAAUCUGUGCCCUUGGUGGUCUCGGUUGCGAGCGUCGAAGGUGUUGGUCCACUUACCUUGCAGUAUGGGUGUAUUAUUCGGCUAGCGCCAUGAUUGCAAGCAGAUUUUGCAACGAUGUGUGCUGAUUCUGCGUUGGAAUCCGGAGUCCAACGAACGAGUGGUAAUUGGUAUAGUGGAGAGGAGUGCCGAAUCUUUGUUUCUGUUAGCCGACCUUGAAGAUCUAGGCAGGUUUGGUUGGCUGGGUGUGUGUUUGUGUCAACGCUGAGCUUGCGACGCACGGAAUCUACUUACCGAGUUUCGUCUGGUCGGUGCUUUGAACUCUUCAAAUCGUGUGGCUCGCUCUGUACUUGCAUCGAUCACUUGAGGGAGAAGAAGAAAGCCAUGGCGCAGUGCAUGGCAGGGUCUUACUGGUGGCAGGCCAGUUUCAAUGCCAGUUUUCAUCAGCAAUUAUCAGCCCAUGUGUUGUCCCGUUCGGCCACGCAGAAGUAUUCGAACUCUUCAAUUCCUCCAUUACCGUCUCAUAGUGUGUGGGAAGAAUUUAAUCUGCCAAGAUUUGGAACAGAGGCGGUUAGCUCGGAAAAGUGUUCAGCAACAACAUCCAGUCCUUCGAUUGUCUGUUUUAGAGACGAUGACUUGCCUUUUCCGGAACAUUUAGUAGGAAGAAGUCCGAGCGACCUUAAUGUUCGGACGAGUCUGGAGAUCAGAUAUAGCCCUUGGGCCGUUCACAUGAUGAACGGAUUUGGAAAGAAAGAAGGAAACAAGCUGAAAGAGAGCACCGGUGGACCGCCAGGAGGGGGCAAUGGUGCUGAUGAUGGCGGAGGUGACGGUGGGGGUGGCGGCGGUGACGAUGAUGGAGAAGAACACAUAUUCUUACUACCUGUGCUGACACUGGCAUUUGCAGCGUUCCACUUAGGUUAUUGUAUUGCAAUCUGGAUCAAGGACGAGAAUCUGGAUUUUGAGUUUUUCCGCACUGGAUUAGUUCUCUUCGGCCUCCUGGCUGUGGCAGCCAUUCGUCUCAACGCCCGAACAGGGAUAGACGCAUACAUCUUAGGCCUUGGAGCGUCGGUGGGCGUUAUGGUCUGGACAGGCGAGCGUUGUCUGGUUAAAAGAGAAGGAAGUCCAGCUGGGAUUGUAGCACUGUUUGCUGCAUCGAUGGCUGUCAUGUUUACGGCUGCGCUCUACCACAAUAUUUAGCAUCACGGAGUAUGAGCUACGUCCUUCAGAUCAUCGAGUGGCGCCUGCAGUAUAUUUGUCAAUAUCAGAUGUGGAACGGUGGCCAUGUUAGGUUUGCUUGGCUUCUUUGUAGUCUGUAGCGAUGCUACAGCCACAACUCAUCAGUUGUAUUCAUCGGAUGGGACAUGAUGUCUGUAUUAACUUCAGUUUGCUGCACUGGAGUUCGGUGGCAUUGUUUCCUACCGGAUUGGAAGUUACCUCGUCAGUUGAGGGAAGGUUGGAAUCCAGCCAACAUCAAACAUGUACAUAUUUUGUGGUUGGAGUGGCUUAGAUUGUCAGUACAGGUGAAUAUUUGUUCUAUAAUAUAUUGUAUAUAAGCAGUCCUGUCGACGAGGGCAAAACCUUUUGCCCUCAGAUUGCCAGCGACUAAUUCCUCUCAAAUUUGUCUCAUUGUUCAAAAGUACACCUCAUUAUGCUUUACACUAUUAAUUUGUACCAGAGGUGGAGUCUUUAGACUUUGAUUCGCCCAGCUAGUGCCGAGUUUGACAUUAGGUGCAUUUAUGCACUAAAUUCAAAGGUUUGAAUUGAUCCCGGAC